This is a messenger RNA of Sphaerodactylus townsendi, 2893 nucleotides long. It is a transcript of the gene RAI2, whose product is annotated as retinoic acid induced 2. Bases 851 to 2512 code for a protein of 553 amino acids. Gene Ontology annotation, biological process: animal organ development. NCBI's taxonomy places the organism in Eukaryota, Metazoa, Chordata, Lepidosauria, Squamata, Sphaerodactylidae. Gene Ontology annotation, cellular component: nucleus. The record is from RefSeq and is a predicted model, not a curated record. The transcript has 2 exons.
GGCUGAUGAAGGACGGCGCGUGCCAGCUCGGGCUCAGCCGAGGCGUAGCGCGUGAUGCUGUCCGGGCGAUGGGCAUGCGCUUUAAGCCACCCAGCAGCAAUUUGGGAAGGGGCGGGAGCGCUGACCCUCCCUGCUGCUCCGCUCGCCCUGGAGGCGGGCACGGCUCUGCUUCCUACUGGCCCGCCCCUCCAGCGCAGGGGCCAGAGAUACCAGGGAUACCCGGACGCCAGAAGACAGCAGGAGCAGGCAGGGCACGGAAGGGGAGGCGGCCUUCCUACGGCUGGUCUCUGCCUGUCGGGCGGAGCAGCCUGGCAGAUCCUGAGCCUGCAAGGACGCGGGUUGGGGAGGAGACCGACCCCGCAGUCAGGCGGAGGAAAGGGGGCUGCUGCCACUCUUUUCCGAGGGAGCCUGCCCGGUCCAUGGAGCCCAGCUAGGGCGACGCAAGGCGGAGAGACCCAGGUAAAAGCUCUCAGACUGGGCGCAGACGGAGAAGCCGCUAAGCCAGAGAGAAGAAGCGGGAGAUACGCAGCUGCAGCAGCCGCACCGUGUGGACCGGAGGGUGGGGGGCAGGUGCGGGUGCUGAAGGUUGGGGGCAGAUUGGAGGGGACCUUGCUGGAGCUGGACAGCCCUGCCGGGCCGGCGCGAGGCGUGCUGUAGCCGGGUGACAGGUUGCUUGAUCCCCAGGAGGGCUGAGCCAGCCAGCGAUGGGGAUGUACGUGUCUGGCUCUUCCUCAGAGGAUGCUUUGCCAGAUAGUGUUCAUGUGGAUACUUGGGCAGCCUGGAGAUAAAAUGGAUGCUGGCGACAGCUAUGUAAACUGAAAUUUUGCCAAGUCUUGGAAAAUCCUAUAAAAUGGAGGAACUCUAUAAGGACACACAAAACUUGCCCAUGGAUGUUACCAAUUCUCCUUCAGCAAUAGGAAACAACAAGCUUGAAAAUGGAGUUGCCCAGCUAAUCACUGCAGAAGCAUGGAAUAUCAAUUCAGCAGACCUGAUGAAGAAAGCCCUUUCGCCACUGGUGACUGUUCCUGCCCCAUCAAUAUUGACCCCACCUGCGGAAUCACAGAGUGGUGUCGCUCUCAAGGUAGCGGCCACAGUGCUUCAGCCGAUUUGUUUAGGGGAUAGCCCUGUGGUUCUGCCAAUACAUCUGCAAGUAGCAGGAAGUGCUGCUCCUCAGAUUGCUCCUGCCAGUAAUACUCCCUAUGUCAUGACAACGCAAGGCCCAGUUCCUUUACCUGUCCUCUUAGAGCAACACGUCUUUCAGCAUUUAAAUUCUCCACUGGUGUUACCUCAGAGUUCCCCCUGUGGCCCCAAUUCCAUCCACAGCAAUCUUUUCCAGGGCUCUUCUGCCCCAGUUGGACAGCCACAGCUCUUGGAUCACAAGCCCUCCAGUCAGACUCAGGAGCAUGUCUUGCCCCCUGUGUUUCAGACACCAGGGUUUGCUGCAGUUCUGCAGGAUCUCUUUCCUACCCAAGGCACAUUAGGUUCAUCAGCUUAUCAGUCACCCCCUGAAUGUUCUUCUGUCCCUAUGCAGCCCUUCAGUUCCCCUUUGUCUCCCCUGGUUCCCCCAGCUACACUCUUAGUACCAUACCCUGUUAUUGUUCCUUUGCCCGUCCCUGUCCCUAUCCCUAUCCCCAUCCCUAUCCCGGUGCCCCAUAAUGCAGAAUCCAAGGCCAACCUGGAUCGCCCUAGACCAACUUCUUCAUGUGUACUGCAUUCCUGCAAAGGCACCCAGACUCCCCUGGAGAAGGAAGAAACUAAACCAUUUGAUUUCAUCCACCACAGGGAUCUUCCCCAGCUGACUCGACACACUGUCAUCAAGAUGAGCAAUGAGAGCGAGGUCCUUGAUCUGUCCAUGAAAACGACACCUUUCUUGAAGGAAAGUGAGGACAAUUCCCAGCACUCACCUGAGGACGGUGCUCUGGAUUUAUCAGUUGGUUCCUGUCGGAAGACUGGAAGUGCUGAAUUUACAGGUACCAUUCGGUCUGGGUCCACCAUGAUGGAUAGCACUGUUCAUUCUGGAGCAGAUAAACUGUCCAACAGCGCUUUUCCCUUUGUUCUUUCAAAACCUCAUGAAGCUCCAGCAAAAGCUGAGAAUAGAGUGAUCAGUGGCAAUUCCUCUGAACUCCUGAGACAGCAGCCCAAAUGGUUGGUGGAUCAGACUAGUAUACCAUGUGAGCCCUCAGCAGGCAAUAACAUUGAGAUUGUGAGCACUUCACAGACAGCUAAAGUGAUAGUCUCUGUCAAGGACGCAGUACCUACCAUUUUCUGUGGCAAGAUUAAAGGCCUUUCGGGCGUUUCCACAAAAAACUUUUCCUUUAAAAGGGAUAUGCCCCAGGACUCCGUGCUGCAAUGUUACGAUGUGAAGAACCAGCCAGAAGCUCGAGAUAACGCAGAAGCUCUUAGGAAACCCAUCAAAAACAGAAGCGUCAAGUUAAAGAAAAUGAACUCACAGGAGAUCCAUAUUCUUCCAAUCAAAAAGCAAAGGCUUGCGGCCUUUUUCCCAAGGAAGUAAUUUAUGAGGUUUUAGAAUGUUUAAGGUAUGAUUAUUAUGAAUUAAGAAAUGCACUUCGUUUUAAAUUACAUUUAAAAAUUUAAAUAUCUUUUAAAUUAUUUGGAAGUGGAGGGGGGUGGGAGGUUAGCAGGAGAAGACAGGAUAUAUCUUCCCAGUAAUCUUGGUCUUUCCCUUAUUGUGUUCUAACUUUUCAUUAAAAAUAAAUAAAAGGCAACAUAUUUUUCAAAUGGAUUGCACAUUUUGCAGCUUUAAUGGAAUAUAAUGGAUGAGUGAUUCAGAAGGGUAAGAGCUAUUUUCACUGCCAUAAAGUGCUUGGAUGAUGUUAUUCUGAACCAUGGUGACUAGAAUGGAACUUUGAGAAUAAAUGUUUGUAUGUGCUAA